Suillus fuscotomentosus is the source of this 475-nucleotide messenger RNA. RefSeq lists its product as uncharacterized. The record is from RefSeq and is a predicted model, not a curated record. The coding region runs from base 102 to 359 and encodes 85 amino acids. The transcript has a single exon. NCBI's taxonomy places the organism in Eukaryota, Fungi, Basidiomycota, Agaricomycetes, Boletales, Suillaceae.
CUUGUAACACUUAGUCGGAUGACUCUUAGGUGGAAUGCCUGGGGGUAAUAUCAGGAAGAAAUUUAACAACGAGUCCGACGACAUAAUGUUGUUAUUUUGUUAUGCGUCACCUUACUACCCACGUGGUGCUGAUUGUAAGGCUGCUCGUGGUCCUUUCCAUUAUGUCCAUCGGGCUCAGUGAGAACACAUACUUAAAUUGUCUCCGGAAAGUCGGCCUGAAAAGGAGGAGUCCAAGAUUCAGAACAAGCCCAUUGUCGCUUGCCUAUACUUUACUUCCAAUGUGGUCAUUCUUCGUUCUGAAUUUGCGCACUGUUCAAGUUGAAAUCACUAGCUAUUCAAUGGGCAACAGUUUUGAUUAAAACACACACCAAGCCAUGCCACCAAACCAUUUCUUGGCAUGAUUGCUAGUUCGCGGAAACUGUCACGAACGUGUAGUUUUGGCUACUAAUCGUGAGAUGAGAUGUUUUUGAAGGCA